Salvia splendens (bonfire salvia) is the source of this 754-nucleotide messenger RNA. RefSeq lists its product as uncharacterized. The transcript is spliced from 3 exons. The record is from RefSeq and is a predicted model, not a curated record. The coding region runs from base 101 to 502 and encodes 133 amino acids. Lineage: Eukaryota; Viridiplantae; Streptophyta; Magnoliopsida; Lamiales; Lamiaceae.
CUCUCUACUCUACUCCUCAAUUCGACGGAGACAGAACAUAGGCUCCAAAAUUCCCCGUCGGUUUCCUCCAAUUUGCCGGCUGCCCAUCGUCGUCGUCACGAUGCCGCUGCUGUCUCGCCAAGAAGUUGUGAUGCCGCUGCUGCCUCGCCGCGACGUCGCUGCUGCUGCCACGGCGGAGGGAAGCUACUGUUGUGCGCCGCCGGAGGGGCUGCUGCUCGCCGACAGCCGUCGCUGGAGUCGCCGGGGAGCGUUGGGGUCGCCGCUGCCGCCGAGCCAUCGGGACCGCCGCUGUCCGCCGCCUGCUGUCGAUUCCGCCAGCCACCGCCGGCGACAUCCCUUCCCCGACAACACUCUGAACCACCCCAAUUCAACCCGCAAGGCAAUAUAUACAUGUACAACAAUUCAUGCUUUGUGGAUAGAAGAGAGAUUAUACCUCAAAAAAAAGGUUGAGCUUGGUUGUGGAAGUACAAAGGAUGGAUUAAAUGUGGAAGGUAGAAGGUGAAGAAGUGGAAAUUGGAGGGUCUCCACUUUGAAGGGGGGGCGUCGACUAUGAGGGAAGGAAGGAGAAGAAGAAGGCCUUCUUGGGCUUGCUCCCAUGUUUUUGGAAAGAAAUUGGGCUCCAAUUAAAUUAAGUGGUGUUGGGCUCAAUUUAUUGUAGCCCAACUUGACAAUAUUAUUAUUUGGUUGAAUUUUUAAAUAAUUAGGGUCCAAGCCGUUUUGUAGAUAGACAAUUGGACUCUAAUUAAAUUUGCAA